Messenger RNA from Thalassophryne amazonica, 915 nucleotides. It is a transcript of the gene lrata, whose product is annotated as lecithin retinol acyltransferase a. Gene Ontology annotation, biological process: retinol metabolic process. The record is from RefSeq and is a predicted model, not a curated record. The transcript is spliced from 2 exons. NCBI's taxonomy places the organism in Eukaryota, Metazoa, Chordata, Actinopteri, Batrachoidiformes, Batrachoididae. Gene Ontology annotation, molecular function: phosphatidylcholine-retinol O-acyltransferase activity.
AUGCUGCAGCUGCUCACCUUCCUGGUGGAGAAACUUUCUCUCCUGUGCAACUUCAAACUGUUCGAGUCCAGCAGCUGAACGGACGGUGGACGACAGGGCGCGGGGCGCACCGCGCUGGAGGUCCGCAGGACUCUGUUCACGCACUUCGGCAUUUACCUGGGGGGUAAUCAAGUGGCGCACCUGAUCCCUGACAUCCUGCCAGCGCUGACGAGCGACGAGAAGCGGAUCGGUUCCGUCAUCACCAACAAGAGGCUCAUCCUCGGCUGCAUGUGCAGGUGCGCCACGGUGCGCGUGGACAACGUGGAGGAUUUCGCUUAUGGUGCCGAAAUACUCGUGAAUGAAAUGGACACAAUGAGCAAGACGCAAGCUCUUCUGAACGAAGACGUGGCCAAAAGAGCAGAAAAGCUGCUGGGCUCCAUCCCGUACAGUUUGCUGUGGAACAACUGCGAGCACUUUGCGACUUUCUGCAGAUACGAACGUGCAAGCAGCCGCCAAACACAACAGUUCUGCGAGUGUGUGAAAUCGAUCAUCAGAGACCAGAGGAGCAUCAUUGCAUCAGGUCUUCAUGGGAUCAUCUCCAUUGUUUGCUUUGGUAUGGCUCCUUCAACUACAUUACCCACAAUUCUGAUCCCUUUCACCCUGUGGAUGGCGGGUUAAGGAGUCUCCUCUUCACACUGUGAACAGAACUCUUAUUUGAGAAACUCAUUGUGUGUUGCCUUAUAAAAGUGCUUUGUUUCAAGCACAUUUUCAGUUGUUUAACUUAAGAUUUCUAAAUGUUUUCUGGUGUGACAUGCAACAACAAUUUAUUGUAUUAUUUUAAUUGAAGAAUAUCUUAACAACCAUGCUGUGAAUUUAAACACAUUUUGGCUCUUGUAAAUAUGGAAAAUGUUGAAUAAACAUUUUAUAUGUAUGUGA